UUCUCCUCCAGUCCCCUCCCCUGCAGGACUAUCACCCGCAGCCUCCGCACCUGUUUUGUUGUCUUUAAGGGUGGGGUUUGCCCCGCUCCCCAAGCUCCCAUCUCUGAUCCUCCCACCCUCACCCGCCCACCCCGCGAGUGAGUGCGGUGCCCAGGCGCGCUUGGCCUGAGAGGUCGGCAGCAGACCCGGCAGCGCCAACCGCCCAGCCGCUCUGACUGCUCCGGCUGCUCGCCCGCGCGGCGCGGGCUGACCUCGACCCUCGGAGCGGACGGAACCGGACUUGCCUUUGGGGACCUUCCAGGGCCCUCUCCAGGUCGACUGGCUUACCAUCGGACAGACGGACUGCACACGUCUUGUUUCCGCGUCUCCGCAGAAACGCGAGGUCCGGGUUGUAGACUCUUGCGCUGGUUGCAGGCCAAGUGGAACUGUAUUGAAAAUGGGUCCAAUAGGUACAGAGGCUGAUGAGAACCAGACAGUGGAAGAAAUGAAGGUGGAACAAUAUGGGCCACAAACCACUCCUAGAGGUGAACUGGUCCCUGAUCCUGAGCCAGAGCUUAUAGAUAGUACCAAGCUGAUUGAGGUACAAGUUGUCCUCAUAUUGGCCUAUUGCUCCAUCAUCUUGCUUGGGGUAAUUGGCAACUCCUUGGUGAUCCACGUGGUAAUCAAAUUCAAGAGCAUGCGCACAGUAACCAACUUUUUCAUCGCCAAUCUGGCUGUGGCAGAUCUUUUGGUGAAUACUCUGUGUCUACCAUUCACUCUUACCUACACCUUAAUGGGGGAGUGGAAGAUGGGUCCUGUCCUGUGCCACCUGGUGCCCUAUGCCCAGGGCCUGGCAGUACAAGUAUCCACAAUCACCUUGACAGUAAUUGCCCUGGACCGGCACAGGUGCAUCGUCUACCACCUGGAGAGCAAGAUCUCCAAGCGUAUCAGCUUCCUGAUUAUUGGCUUGGCCUGGGGCAUCAGUGCCCUGCUGGCAAGUCCCCUGGCCAUCUUCCGGGAGUAUUCACUGAUUGAGAUCAUUCCGGAUUUUGAGAUUGUAGCCUGUACUGAAAAAUGGCCUGGUGAGGAGAAGAGCAUCUAUGGCACUGUCUACAGUCUUUCUUCCUUGCUGAUCUUGUAUGUUUUGCCUCUGGGCAUCAUAUCAUUUUCCUACACUCGCAUUUGGAGUAAACUGAAGAACCAUGUCAGUCCUGGAGCUGCAAAUGACCACUACCAUCAGCGAAGGCAAAAAACCACCAAAAUGCUGGUGUGCGUGGUGGUGGUGUUUGCGGUCAGCUGGCUGCCUCUCCAUGCCUUCCAGCUUGCCGUUGACAUUGACAGCCAUGUCCUGGACUUGAAGGAGUACAAACUCAUCUUCACAGUAUUCCACAUCAUCGCCAUGUGCUCCACUUUUGCCAAUCCCCUUCUCUAUGGCUGGAUGAAUAGCAACUAUAGAAAGGCUUUCCUCUCUGCCUUCCGCUGUGAGCAGCGGUUGGAUGCCAUUCACUCUGAGGUGUCUGUGACAUUCAAGGCUAAAAAGAACCUGGAGGUCAGAAAAAAUAGUGGCCCCAAUGACUCUUUCACAGAGGCUACCAAUGUCUAAGGAAGCUAGGGUGUGAAAAUGUAUGAAC
This is a messenger RNA of Piliocolobus tephrosceles (Ugandan red Colobus), 1610 nucleotides long. RefSeq names its product neuropeptide Y receptor Y2 (gene NPY2R). The record is from RefSeq and is a predicted model, not a curated record. Gene Ontology annotation, molecular function: neuropeptide Y receptor activity. The transcript has 2 exons. Gene Ontology annotation, biological process: G protein-coupled receptor signaling pathway. NCBI's taxonomy places the organism in Eukaryota, Metazoa, Chordata, Mammalia, Primates, Cercopithecidae. Gene Ontology annotation, cellular component: membrane. Bases 437 to 1582 code for a protein of 381 amino acids.